Messenger RNA from Spirodela intermedia, 1233 nucleotides. Lineage: Eukaryota; Viridiplantae; Streptophyta; Magnoliopsida; Alismatales; Araceae. The record is from the annotation of a GenBank genome assembly.
AUGGAGACCGCAGAGGGAAGGAGAAAAGAGGACGAGCACGUGAUGAUCUUCCCGUUCAUGGCCAAGGGCUACAUGAUACCCCUCCUCCACCUCUCCUCCGCCCUCUCCAGCAGCGGCGUCGCCGUCACCUUCGUCACCACACCGCAAAACUCCUCCUUCGUCCGCCAGUUCCUCCCUCCGAACCCUAACAUCACCCUCGUCCACCUGCCCUUUCCCAGCCACCCCUCCCUUCCCGAGGGCUGCGAGUCCACCGACCACCUCCCCUCCCCUGAUCUCUUCCCCGCCUUCUUCGCCGCCACCGAGCUCCUCCGUCGCCCGUUCCGCCGCCACGUCCGCCGCCUGUCACAGUCGGGCUCUCUCCCCCUCUGCGUCAUUUCCGACUUCUUCCUCGGCUGGACCCUCCACGAGUGUCGCUACUUCGACGUCCCCCGCGUCGUCUUCCACGGCAUGGGCGUCUUCGCCAUGUUGUUCAGCAAGAGCCUCGUCGCAACCCAGGCACACGUCGCCGCCGCCGCCGCCGGAGAGGAGACCUUCCACGUGCCGGGAACCCCCGAGUCGCUCUUCCUCACGGAUGCCGACGUGCCCGACUCGUUCGGGGAGUUCAACCCCGGUAAUCCGAUCUUGCAAUUUGCGAUCAAGAAUGCGGAAGACGACGAGGGGAGCUGGGGCGUUCUCGUCAACAGCUUCACGGAGAUGGAGAGCGACUACGUGGCGCCUCUGAUGGCCCACUACAAGAUUGCCGGCGCGUGGUUGGCGGGACCGCUCUGCCUCCGCUCCCCCCCUGCCGGCGCCGGCAGCGACUCCGGCGAGUGCCUCGGGUGGCUCGACGGCAAAGCGCCGGCCUCGGUGGUGUACGUCUGCUUCGGAACCCAGACCCACGUCUCGCCGGAACAGCUCGACAAGGUGGUGCAGGGCCUUUACAUGAGCGGCCACGAGUUCCUGCUGGUGGCCAGGACGGCGGGGUGUCUCCCGCCGCCUCCGCCAGCGGCGUCGCGGCGCCAGGGACUGAUCGUCCGGGGGUGGGCGCGGCAGAGGGAGGUGCUGGUGCACCGGUCAACGGGAGGCUUCGUCAGCCACUGCGGGUGGAACUCGAUGCUGGAUAGCCUCUCCGCCGGGGGUGCCGAUUCUGGCCUGGCCGAUGAUCGCCGAGCAGUCGCUGAACGCGAGGUUCGUGGUGGGCGAGCUUGGGGCCGGGCUGAGGAUGGAGCCCACUGGGCUGGUCCAUCGCAGUGA